AUGCCGGCUAGGAGGCUCAGGUUCGGGCUCGGCUCCGGCUCCGCGCCGGCUCCGACCUUCGCCCUGGCGCUCGCCGGAGCCGCGGGCGGCCGGGGCCUCCGCCUCUCGGAAGGCCGGUGCUCGCGAGCGGCCCCGGCGGCGGCGAUGGCGCAGCCUAAAGAAGGAGCCACUAAAGGUGACAAGAGCUACCAGGUGACUGUGGGAGUGAAGAAGAAGAGUGGAAAUCAGAGCAGAAGGCCCUGCAGUAUAGAGGAGACCAUGGCGGAACGUGUGGGCCCUGAUGGACAGAAAUGUGUCAAUGUGGAUCCUGAAGACCGAAGGUUGGCAGCUGCGACACCUUUUACCCAGAUCUGUGCGGGAAUGGGUGCAGGAGAUGUCAGAGGACAAUUCCAGUCUACCCCAUAUGAUCCCUAUAGUAAAGCUUCGGUCACCUCAGGAAAGCGGCCUGCUGGUUUUCCUUUCCAGGUGCAGUGCCGACAGGUGGGAAGUAGUGUCCCUUCUGAAACAGUCUCAGAGGCCUCUCAAAUACCCCGAAAUCCAGCGAUGAAAAGGAAGGUACUGCGGAGAAUGCCAGGCGGGGAAGUAUUAAUAACUGAUGAAACACUUAUCAGCAAGUCAGAGUCUGAUACAGAAAAUGAGUUGGAUCUCUGGGACUUAAGACAACGGCUGAUGAACCUACAGUGCCAGGAAGAACGGAAAUCCCCAGUUGAAAGUUCACAAAAACGUCAUCUACCAUCUGGACACGAAGACCAGCCCCUGUACUAUUGUCUAAGAGAAGAAAUGGGAAGCCCAGCAACUGAACAAGACCUGAUUGUUGCCAGCCAACCCAAGUCCUUUAUUCCACCAAGACUGGACCAGUUAAGCCGAAACCGAAGCAAGAUAGACCGGGUGGCCAGAUAUUUUGAGUACAAACAAGAAUGGGACGCGAUGCAGUUGCCUGGUGAAGAUCGUAGGAAGGAGCUGCGCUGGGGUGUCCGAGAGAACCUGCUUUGCCGAGCGGAGCCCCAGUGCAAGUCUCAGCACAUAUAUGCUCCAAACAAUUACCUCGUACCCACUGAGAAGAAAAGAUCUGCCCUGCGCUGGGGUGUCCGCUGUGACCUUGCAAAUGGCAUCAUCCCCAGGAAGUCCUCCUCCUCUCUGUCUCCUUCUUAA
This is a messenger RNA of Echinops telfairi (small Madagascar hedgehog), 1152 nucleotides long. Its product is annotated as hydrolethalus syndrome protein 1-like. NCBI's taxonomy places the organism in Eukaryota, Metazoa, Chordata, Mammalia, Afrosoricida, Tenrecidae. The transcript is spliced from 2 exons. The record is from RefSeq and is a predicted model, not a curated record. Gene Ontology annotation, biological process: cilium assembly. Bases 1 to 1152 code for a protein of 383 amino acids. Gene Ontology annotation, cellular component: centriole; non-motile cilium.